Molecule: messenger RNA, 1488 nt
Organism: Colletotrichum lupini
Lineage: Eukaryota; Fungi; Ascomycota; Sordariomycetes; Glomerellales; Glomerellaceae
Exons: 10
Coding region: 1-1488 (495 amino acids)
Source: RefSeq, a predicted model, not a curated record
AUGGGCCCUGACGUCUGGCUGGCCAGGAACCCCAGUGGUCAGGGAGACGCCGUGAGUCCGCGACAGUCGGGAACGACCAGUGACAGACGGCUAAUGAACGGCCUCCGCCCAGCAGCAUUCAACCCUUGGGGCCUCGACGAGUCUUUCUCUCCACCGUAUAAUGGGCCUGGAGUGUCUGGCCUGUCUUGGUCCCUAGGCCUUCUGGAGCUUUUGCAAGGUCCCAGGCCAGCUCUCUUCCACUCAGUGGCGGGGCAGGCAGGUAUCUUAUGUUUCCACUCCCGCUCCCACACUCCCGUUUCCUCCCACCCGACCUCUCCAGCCAAGGCCCAGCGCCAGUCCCUCCGUCCAACCCCUCACAACCCUCAUCCAUCCUCGUCGUCGCUGGCCCUACCAGACCACCUGACCGGCGGCAACCCUGCUCUUUGCUGCUACCUUGAUCCGGGUUAUCCAUCCCGUCCCGUAAUGUCAGCGCCUGGCUGCCGCCGCCGCGCUGACGAGUUGUACCGCUUGCUCUGGGUACUUCGCGUUUCCCCGACUCUAUGCUUGCUUCUCAGGGUCUACGGUUCCCGCAUCGUCGACCUGGGUACCUCAGUAAUACUCAUUGCUGCUGCAAAGCAAAACCUCACUCUCGCUUUCAGUCUCAGUCUCAGUCUUUCUCUUAUUACAGUCUCACUCACUCAACUACACUACGCUCAUUCACUGUCCAUUAUCAACUUUACCAGCGUCGACACUCCAGCCUGGCCUGGAGUUGCUGCCUCGCACACCCAUACUCCUUCCCUCCACACCUCUUUUCCUACCUGCCUUGGGUGUCUGCCUUACCUCACACCUCACCUAAGCUCUGCCUUUGCCUCACCUCACCUUACUCACCUUCCUAUUGCUUACCUGGUACCGGUGCACAUACCUCGCAUUUUCCUUCCCCCUUCUACCUUACUCAACCCCCAGACUCUCUUCUCCAGACCAAACUCCUUCUUUCCUUGCCCUAUUUUGCCCGACCGACAACUAUCGUCAACGAGGUUUCAACGAGUCGUUGUCGCGCCUAGUCUUCUGGUCGGAAACGUCGCUCGCUUCCAUUCGUUUUCUGUCCUCCGCAUCGUCGUCGCCCGCCGCCCUCUGUCCCCGGUCAACGCUGCCCGAAUACACCUGGGUCAUUUCACCUACACGGACGCUCUUCGUCACCUCACUCGCUCGCCCCUGUUCCCCUUCCUACUCACACUUGGGUCGGAACUUCUUCAUGACAUCAACAGCAGGGCUUUUGCAACACAAGACAAGGAGGACUUCCAGAGACGGUCUCUAGGAGCGCUUCACUCGACAAAGGAAUAUUUGCGCGCCAAAAGAAGCCCACGGCCAAUCACCGCCUGCGCGUCGCAUCUCAUCCUAGCGCAUGCUCACACCCAAUACCUUUCAAGCGACUCGAUCCUGUGCCAAAACACCACCAGGCGACCAAGCGACCAACCGAUUGACCUGCAGAUCGAAGACCGACUGCACUGA